CUACUUUACAAAAGAGCCAAUUAACCAAGACGUAAACAUAAUAUCUUCAAAGCUUUAAUUGUUGAACUAAAAUGUGUGUACCGGUUCAAAUAAUAAAGAAGUUAAAAAUCGACUUAACAUAUGAGUAACAUAUGCUUUAACGGCUGAAUAUAUAUUAAUGUUCUGUAUUUAGCGUGCUUGGUGGAUGUGUAUUUAUUGUUGUAUCAUUAACUUAUAAAGCGACAGGUACGGUGUUGUUACAAAAUUAUGGAAGUUUCUGGUAAAAGAGUGACGAAAGACACAAAUGCCAAACUGUGUAGUUUCUGUGAAGAUUAUGAUAUAACAACUUAUGCCGAUGGAUUUUGCGUAGAAUGUGAAGUUAACAUUUGCAAUUCAUGUUUUGUGAAACACAAAGAACGUAAAAAUAAUAGAAAUCAUUCCUUAGUAAAAGUAGAUGAAUCGAAAGCAAUAAAGGUAACGGUUGACGAUACGAAUGAAACAUGCCAAGAGCACAAUGGAGAAUUUGUGAAAUUCUAUUGUCCAAAGCACGACCAAGUUGGCUGUGCAGUAUGCAUCAUUGUAUACCAUAAUGGAUGCAAGCUGGAUCUCAUUCGUGACAAAGCUGCUGCAUAUGAUAACAGUCGAGAAUUUAGAAAUCUUAGAAAGGAGAUGAAUAAAUGCAUGAAAGAGGCUAAAUACAGUCUAUCAAUGAUAGAGAGCAACCGAAAACAGCUUACGGGGUUCUAUGAGCAAUUUGUUAGCGAUGUGGAGGCAUUCACAGAUCAUGUAAUUGAACGUAUAAAUAAAAUGAAAAAGAAGGUUUUGAAUCAGGCAAAGGACAUUAUGUUGAACGACAAGGGGAAAAUGGAAGAUCUGCAGAAGGAUAUCGACAAUUUGAUAGCUGAAUUAACACGACAAAACAAUGAACUGGAGUCAAAAAUUGACACACCAAAUAACCUCUUUGUACCAUCCCUAUUAAUUAAACGAGGACUGAAAAAGACCCAGCAAAAUUUUGAUAGUUUAAGGAACAAAAACCAUGUGACUCAGUAUAGAUUCAUGCAAGACAAAAUUCUAGCUGAAUCUGUAACAGAAAGAAAGGUGAUUGGGAUGCUCAUUGAACAGCCGUUUGAACGGAGUGAACAUGAUCAACACGAAUUUAAACAAGCUUAUUCAGCUGAUAAAGGACGAGUUCAAGAUCCUUUACCUCAGCAAGCACAAAGUGAAAGCAGAAACAAACAAAUUGAGACGGAAGUGACAGAUACCUUUACAAGAGAACAUACGAUGGAGGCCAUAGCGCACCAAAAGCGUCAACCAUUACUUGACAGAAAACUUGUUUGCAAAAAUCUCAACAUAGAUGGCGAAUGUGUCAGUUAUGCCGCAUACGAAAGUAAUGAUAUUGGAUUGCAUGUGUUCAAGGAGAAUGUGCGUCCGGGAUCAUUCUUUGAAAUUGAGAUAUCAAGCAUGGGUAAAAGCGGGUCGUUAGCUAUUGGUGUAGUACCAGAUAACUAUCCUGAUAUUCUUCUACCGGGCAUUGGCAACAAUUCCUGUGGAUACCAUUCAGACGGCAAGGUGUAUACAGAAAGCAAACCCGGUGAAAAAUCUGGUGAUGCAUGGAAAGUCGGCGACCGAAUCAAGUGCGAAGUUGUUUUGUAA
Ruditapes philippinarum (Manila clam) is the source of this 1632-nucleotide messenger RNA. RefSeq lists its product as uncharacterized. Gene Ontology annotation, biological process: positive regulation of DNA-templated transcription. Gene Ontology annotation, molecular function: ubiquitin-protein transferase activity; zinc ion binding. The record is from RefSeq and is a predicted model, not a curated record. NCBI's taxonomy places the organism in Eukaryota, Metazoa, Mollusca, Bivalvia, Venerida, Veneridae. Gene Ontology annotation, cellular component: nucleoplasm; chromatin. The transcript is spliced from 9 exons. Bases 247 to 1632 code for a protein of 461 amino acids.